Cyclocybe aegerita is the source of this 1659-nucleotide messenger RNA. Lineage: Eukaryota; Fungi; Basidiomycota; Agaricomycetes; Agaricales; Hemipholiotaceae. The record is from the annotation of a GenBank genome assembly.
AUGCCCGUGGACCCGACGACCUAUCUCGACCCAAAGUCCGCCCUCGAGCACCUCAACACCUACAAUCGCCGAGAUGGGCUCUCUGUUGCGGAGCUCAUGGAUUCCCAGGUCCACGGCGGGCUAACGUACAACGAUUUCCUCCUCCUUCCUGCCAGAAUCGACUUUCCAGCAUCUGCGGUCGCCACCGAAAGCCGCAUCACUCGCAAUGUCGUCCUCAAGACUCCAUUCAUGAGUAGCCCUAUGGACACCGUCACCGAGAGCGAGAUGGCCAUCUCGAUGGCGCUCUUGGGAGGCAUUGGUGUUAUCCACCACAAUCAAUCGGCAGAGUCACAGGCAGCCAUGGUCCGCGCCGUCAAACGCCACGAGAAUGGCUUCAUUUCCGACCCUGUCGUUCUCUCGCCCACUCACCUCGUGGAGGACGUCCUGGACAUCAAGGCAAGGCUUGGUUUUUGUGGUAUCCCCAUUACAGACUCGGGUGUCCUUGGUGGAAGGCUCGUCGGCAUUGUCACCUCUCGCGACAUCCAAUUCCGCGACCCUGCGACCCCAUUGUCCCAAGUCAUGACCACGGAUCUUGUCACGGCUCAACAGGGCAUUACCCUGACUGAAGCUAACGACAUUCUUCGUGACUCGAAGAAGGGCAAACUACCCAUCGUCAACUCACAGGGACAACUCGUCUCCCUCCUAGCUCGUUCGGAUCUCCUUAAGAACCAGUCCUAUCCUCUUGCCUCCAAAAAUCCCAGCACCAAACAACUCUACGCUGCCGCUGCCGUCGGCACACGUCCUUCCGACAGAGACCGUCUUGCACUUCUCGUCGAUGCGGGCUUGGACAUCAUCAUCCUCGAUUCGUCCCAGGGCAAUUCCAUUUUUCAGGCGGAGAUGAUUGCAUGGAUCAAGUCGACAUACCCCAAGCUUGAGGUCAUCGCAGGGAAUGUCGUGACGCGCGAGCAGGCUGCAGCUCUUAUUGCCGCUGGUGCCGAUGGCCUGCGCGUCGGCAUGGGCUCUGGCUCCAUCUGCAUCACGCAGGAGGUCAUGGCCGUCGGCCGCCCGCAGGCUACCGCUGUGUAUGCCGUCUCUGAGUUCUCGAACAAGUUCGGCGUACCCAUCAUCGCAGACGGUGGUAUCAGUAAUGUUGGACACAUCGUCAAGGCCCUUGCACUCGGUGCUGGUGCCGUCAUGAUGGGCGGGCUCCUCGCUGGCACAGAGGAAGCGCCGGGCGAGUACUUCUACCACGACGGCAAGCGCGUGAAGGCCUACCGUGGAAUGGGCUCUCUCGAGGCUAUGGAACAGGGACAAGCUACCAAGUCUGGGAAUAAUCCCCAGAAAGGCGGCAAGUACCCUACCCCGAAGAAGUCGACUACCGUGGAAAACGCGGCGACGUCCCGCUACUUCUCGGAGAGCAGCCCGAUCAAGGUUGCGCAAGGCGUGUCGGGCGACGUGCAGGACAAGGGAAGUGUUAAGGCUUUCCUGCCAUACCUUUACACGGGCGUGCAGCACUCGUUCCAGGAUAUUGGUGUCCGGAGCGUCGGCGAGCUCCGGAGCGGCGUGAAGGAGGGCACCGUCCGCUUCGAACUGAGGACCGCCAGCGCCCAGGUUGAAGGAGGCGUUCAUGGCCUUAACUCGUACGUUUCUCUCUUCUUCCGUCUGAUGCAGGUAUACUAA